Vidua chalybeata is the source of this 1811-nucleotide messenger RNA. RefSeq names its product Sep (O-phosphoserine) tRNA:Sec (selenocysteine) tRNA synthase (gene SEPSECS). NCBI's taxonomy places the organism in Eukaryota, Metazoa, Chordata, Aves, Passeriformes, Viduidae. Bases 63 to 1523 code for a protein of 486 amino acids. The record is from RefSeq and is a predicted model, not a curated record. Gene Ontology annotation, biological process: conversion of seryl-tRNAsec to selenocys-tRNAsec; selenocysteine incorporation. The transcript is spliced from 11 exons. Gene Ontology annotation, molecular function: tRNA binding; O-phosphoseryl-tRNA(Sec) selenium transferase activity.
UCGCACAGGCCCGCUCGGCGCGGAGGUGGAGCGGCGGCGGCGGCGCCGGGAGCGCCGCGGCCAUGAACGCGGAGAACCAGGGCUGCAGCGAGCGGCUGGUGACGGCGGCCUAUGUGCGCCAGGGGGCGCAGGGCCGCCGCGCGCACGAGCUGCGCCUGCGGGCGCUGCUGGAGCAGGGGAAAUGUCCUGAAGAUGGAUGGGAUGAAAGCACCAUUGAAUUGUUUCUUCAUGAACUUGCUAUAAUGGAUAGCAAUAACUUCCUGGGCAACUGUGGUGUUGGUGAGAGGGAAGGAAGAGUGGCUUCAGGUCUUGUUGCCCGAAGGCAUUACAGGUUGAUCCAUGGAAUUGGAAGGUCAGGUGAUAUUUCUGCAGUACAGCCUAAAGCUGCAGGUUCAAGCCUUUUGAACAAACUUACUAAUUCAGUAGUACUGGAUGUUAUAAAACUGGCUGGUGUCCGGACAGUGACCAGUUGCUUCGUUGUUCCUAUGGCAACAGGCAUGAGUCUAACUCUGUGUUUUUUAACAUUGAGGCACAAGAGACCAAAGGCAAAAUACAUUAUCUGGCCACGUAUAGACCAGAAAUCUUGCUUUAAAUCAAUGAUAACUGCAGGUUUUGAGCCUGUGGUGAUAGAAAAUGUAUUAGAAGGUGAUGAGCUACGGACAGACCUCAAAGCAGUGGAGGCCAAAAUCAAGGCUCUUGGUGCUGAAAAUAUUCUUUGUGUGCAUUCUACAACAUCUUGCUUUGCUCCAAGGGUACCUGAUAGGCUGGAGGAGCUGGCUGUAAUUUGUUCUAAUUAUGACAUUCCACAUAUUGUCAACAAUGCAUAUGGAGUUCAGUCUUCAAAAUGUAUGCAUCUUAUCCAGCAGGGUGCUCGAGUUGGCAGAAUAGAUGCUUUUGUUCAGAGCUUGGACAAAAAUUUUAUGGUGCCAGUAGGUGGUGCUAUCAUUGCUGGCUUCAACGAGUCCUUCAUUCAGGAGAUCAGCAAAAUGUAUCCAGGAAGAGCAUCUGCGUCUCCUUCUUUAGAUGUCCUCAUUACACUUCUGUCUCUGGGAACCAGUGGCUACAAAAAGUUACUGAAAGAGAGAAAGGAGAUGUUUUCGUAUCUUUCAAGUGAACUGAAGAAGCUGGCAGAUAACCACAAUGAGAGACUGUUAGAUACACCACAUAAUCCCAUUUCCUUAGCCAUGUCACUGAAGACUCUAGAUGAAACUAGUGAUGCUGCUGUUACCCAUCUUGGAUCUAUGCUUUUCACAAGACAAGUUUCUGGAGCAAGGGUUGUUCCCUGUGGGUCUGUACAAACUGUGAAUAACUACACUUUUAAAGGCUUUAUGUCACAUGCAAAUGACUAUCCUUGUGCUUACCUCAAUGCUGCCUCAGCAAUUGGAAUUAAAAAGCAAGAUGUAGAUGUAUUCCUAAAAAGACUUGACAAGUGUUUGAAGACUUUUAGAAAAGAAGCAAAGCAAGAAAAAAGUAUAAAUGAAAUAAGUGAUGCUAAUGCAGCCACAGAACAACUUGAAGACUAGAAGAUACAGAUGUAGUAGCACAGGAAGAUAAGGUUUUGUCUGAAGUAUGUCAGGUUUGUAUUGGGUUAGGACUACGCAUCUGCUGUGCAGAAAUUUAUUCUUGAUUUUAUAUUCUUGUUAUUGAAAACAAUAAUAAAAAUUUGGAUGAAAUCAGCUUUAAGAAAGUAGGUGAUACUCUCUUCAAGAACAAAGGACCAGACACAAGUUUUUUUGCAGUGUAUGAAAAUGCACUUAUUAUAUGCCAAAGUAAAGCUUUAUGUUCACAAAGACUUACAGUUUGCCUUUCAA